GGGAAACCUCUGCCUCUGAUCAAGGUAUAUAAAGCUGGGUAUCCUCUUUGGACGUGAAGCUGAAGCACCCUCGUCGCGGUCUUCCCAGUAGACAUCUGCGUCGUUGUCCGGCUUCAUAUCUGCUACUCCUUGCUCUCCGCUGCUCGAUCGGGACCAACGCAACGUGGCCUCUCAUCUUGAACGAACGUAAUGCCUAAGUCGACGGAAUCCAUGGCCAAGCCAUCUGGAGUAGACGAGGAACGGAGGGAGCAGGCACCGCUUCCCCUGGAUGCGGACGCUGAGUUCGGGGGAACCGAGGCGAGGAAAAAACUCGAGAAGAAGUUGCUGAGGAAGCUCGAUUUACGAAUGUCUAUCUUGAUUGUCAUCUACAUCUUGAAUUAUAUUGACAGAAAUAAUGCCUCUGCUGCACGUCUGCGGGGUUUCGAGACCGAUCUCAAAUUGAAGGGCGAAGAAUUUAAUACCCUCUUGAGUAUCCUCUACGUUGGCUAUAUUCUUAUGCAGAUCCCAUCUAAUAUGUUUCUGAACUACAUUGGGAGGCCAUCAUUAUACCUACCUAUUUGCAUGAUGAUCUGGGGCACAAUAUCGAUCCUCACUGGCAUCACUACCAGUUUCACUGGUGCCCUGCUCACUCGCUUCUUCCUUGGCUUCGUUGAAGCGGCGUUUUUCCCUGGCUCCCUCUUUCUGCUUUCGAAGUGGUACAAGCGGUCAGAGCUCGGACUCCGCACCGCGCUGCUAUCUUGCGGUAGCUUGAUCAGCAACGCAUUCGGCACUCUCAUCGCCUCUGGUAUUCUCAAUGGUAUGGAGGGCAAGCUCGGCAGAGCUGCCUGGAGGUGGCUCUUCUACAUCGAAGGUUCACUCACCGUCCUCGUCGCUAUCAUCGCGAUCUUUGUUCUACCCGACUUCCCCGACUCUUCACACUUUCUUUCGGAGCAAGAAACCCGCCUUGCCAUUUUGCGCAUGGAGGAAGACGUUGGUGUGGUAGAUGCCGAGGGUUCGGGGAAAAAGCCUCAAACGGCCGGACUCGUUCUCGCACUGACGGACUGGAAGGUAUAUUGGCUCGCGAUUGCUCUGACGAGCAUGGUCAUCUCGAUCUCGUUCAACGCCUUUUUCCCGACGUUGACCGCAACGCUCGGAUACGACUCCACGAUCACACUGCUGCUGUGCGCCCCGCCGUGGGCGUUUGCGACGAUCGUCGCAUUCGCGGUGAACCGACACUCGGACAAAGUUGGUGAACGGUUCUUCCAUAUUGCCGUCCCACUCUUCGUUGGUAUCAUCGGCUUCAUCAUCGCCGUGUCCACGAUGAACACUGCGGCCCGCUACAUCUCUCUAUUCCUCAUGGCCCAGUCAUACGCGGGCUUCAUCUGCUUCCUCGCAUGGGUGUCGAACACCAUCGCGCGGCCGCAUGCGAAGCGGGCCGUCGCACUCGCAUUCAUCAACGCGUUCUCGCAGCUAGGCAACAUCGCGGGCUCGUACGUGUGGCCCAAGAUGUGGGGGCCGACCUACGCGCACUCGUACGCAAUCUGCAUCUCGACGAACGGGCUCUGCAUCGUGAUGUGCUUCGUGUUUCGCCAGGCGCUCGCGCGCAAGAACGCCGCACUCGCCCAGGCGGAGGAGGCGGAGGGCAGGAAAAAAGGGUUCCGGUAUCUGCUGUGA
This is a messenger RNA of Heterobasidion irregulare TC 32-1, 1653 nucleotides long. Its product is annotated as major facilitator superfamily. The record is from RefSeq and is a predicted model, not a curated record. Lineage: Eukaryota; Fungi; Basidiomycota; Agaricomycetes; Russulales; Bondarzewiaceae. The coding region runs from base 190 to 1653 and encodes 487 amino acids. Gene Ontology annotation, biological process: transmembrane transport. The transcript has 8 exons. Gene Ontology annotation, cellular component: membrane. Gene Ontology annotation, molecular function: transmembrane transporter activity.